Molecule: messenger RNA, 2073 nt
Organism: Sinocyclocheilus rhinocerous
Lineage: Eukaryota; Metazoa; Chordata; Actinopteri; Cypriniformes; Cyprinidae
Product: CLIP-associating protein 1-like
Exons: 18
Coding region: 1-2073 (690 amino acids)
Biological process (GO): establishment of mitotic spindle localization; mitotic spindle assembly
Cellular component (GO): microtubule organizing center; spindle microtubule; basal cortex
Molecular function (GO): kinetochore binding; microtubule binding
Source: RefSeq, a predicted model, not a curated record
AUGAGUCAGGGCUGUAGUCGUGACACCAGUCGGGAGAGUAGCAGAGACACCAGUCCGGCUCGAGGGUUCAGUCCGCUGGGACAGAGACCGAUGCGCCGGCGCUACGAAUCUCCCGGCAUGUACUCGGAUGACGACGCCAACAGCGACGCAUCCAGCGCCUGCUCCGAACGCUCCUUUAGCUCCCGUAACGGCAUCGCCCCGCAGCACCUGCGUCAGACGGAGGACAUGGCCGAGAUCCUGAACCACUGCGCCAGCUCCAACUGGUCCGAGAGGAAAGAGGGGCUGCUGGGACUCCAGAGCCUCCUGAAGACGUGUCUGUGUUUCAGUCGCGUGGAGCUGAAGAGACUGUGUGAGAUCUUCACCCGGAUGUUUGCAGAUCCUCACAGCAAGAGAGUGUUCAGCAUGUUCCUGGAGACGCUGGUGGACUUCAUCACGUUGCACCGAGAGGAUCUUCAGGACUGGCUCUUUGUUCUGCUCACGCAGCUGUUGAAGAAAAUGGGGGCCGAUCUUCUGGGGUCCGUUCAGGCCAAAGUCCAGCAGGCCCUCGACGUCACCAGAGACUCUUUUCCUUACGAUCAGCAGUUCAACAUCCUGAUGCGGUUUAUCGUCGAUCAGACGCAGACCCCAAACCUCAAGAUCUGUUUUAUUUUUGUUUACUUUAUAACCCAAACAUCACAGUCAUAUUCCAGACAGAUGGAUCCGUCAGACUUCGUGAACUCCAGCGAGACGCGGUUAGCCGUCUCUCGAAUCAUCACGUGGACCACAGAACCGAAGAGUUCGGACGUCAGGAAGGCUGCUCAGAUGGUUUUGAUCGCCCUGUUUGAGCUGAACACCCCAGAGUUCACCAUGCUGUUAGGCGCUCUGCCCAAAACCUUCCAGGACGGAGCCACUAAACUCCUGCACAACCAUCUGAAGAGCAGCAGUAGCGUGGCUGCUGCAGUGUCUCAGGCAUCUCCCAGCAGCAGCAGCAGUUUGGGACGCACCCCUCCACGACACCCCGUGACCCGCAGCAGUCCCCUGACCUCACCCACCAACGGCUCACACGCAGGACUGUCUCCCAGUCGUUUGUGGGGCUGGAGCUCAAAGCCUUCUUCUAACCUCCCUCCUCCCCACCCCAGCCCCGCCACCCCACCUCUCCGGGCCUAUCGGAGGGCGUAUUCGCCCAGUAUGCUGGAGUGCGACACUGAGAACAUGAACUCAGAGGAGAUCUUCAGCUCAUUGAGAGGUGUAACCGAAGCCAUCCAGAGCUUCAGUUUCCGCAGUCAGGAAGACAUGCUCGAGCCCAUCAAACGUGACGGCAAGAGGGAAGAUACGACCGGAGGUUCAGAUCCUCGUCUGUCCGCUGGUGUGAUGGAGGGAGGCCGGACAGUGCUGGACAACAAGACGUCAUUAUUAAACACACCAUCUCCUCGAUCGUGGGCUCGCGAAUACAACCCAUACAACUACAGUGACUCCAUCAGCGCCUACGAGAAAGGAGCUCUUGCCGUGUUUGACGACGUGGAGCACAUACGAGAUGAUCAUCCACAGGACUGCGGAGAAAACAAAAUCAUGCAUUCGAAAGGUUUUUCUGCAGGACCCAGGCAGCACCUGGAGAUGAUUGGUGAGCUGCUGAAGGAGCUGUCCAAUCACAGCGAGCGUGUGGAGGAGAGGCGGGCCGCUCUGCUGGAGCUGCUGAAGGUCACGCGUGACGACAGUCUGGCUGUGUGGGAGGAGCAUUUCAAAACAAUGCUGCUGCUGCUGCUGGAGACGCUGGGAGACAGAGACCACACUAUCCGAGCGCUGGCGCUGCGUGUCCUGAAGGAGAUCAUGCGCAGCCAACCGGCGCGCUUCAAGAACUAUGCAGAACUCACCAUCAUGAAAACCCUGGAGGCUCAUAAAGACUGUCACAAAGAGGUGGUGCGGGCCGCAGAAGAAACAGCUUUUGUGAGAGUUUUCAGCAGUGCUCCUGCGAUCUCUUAUAAUGCUGUGUGCUUGUUUUCUCUGCAGAUGAAGCUGCUGAAUCUGUACAUCAAACGAGCUCAAACCCUCAACAGCAACAGCAGCAGUUCUUCAGACAUCUCGUCUCACAGCUGA